Molecule: messenger RNA, 2427 nt
Organism: Sorex fumeus (smoky shrew)
Lineage: Eukaryota; Metazoa; Chordata; Mammalia; Eulipotyphla; Soricidae
Gene: FBLN1
Product: fibulin 1
Exons: 17
Coding region: 32-2146 (704 amino acids)
Biological process (GO): extracellular matrix organization
Cellular component (GO): extracellular region
Molecular function (GO): calcium ion binding; peptidase activator activity
Source: RefSeq, a predicted model, not a curated record
GCCCGCCCGCCGCGCCUUUGUCCACUGCGCCAUGGAGCGCCCCGCGUCCCCGCUGCCGCUGGCCCUGCUGCUCGGCGGCCUCGCGCUGCUGGCCCGAGUGGGCGCAGACGUCGCCAUGGAGGCCUGUUGUGCCGAGGGACAGCGCAAGGCCACGCAGCAGAAGGACUGCACGAAGCCCCAGCCCUCGGCGUCCAGAGAGUGCAGGAUGGUAGAGGAGCAGUGCUGCGAGCACCAGGUGGAGGAACUGCACUGCACACGCGGCAUCAGCCUGGCUGGCCAGCAGGACAGCUGCGCCCUGGCCGGCGCCGACAGUGGCAGCCUGGAGGCCGUGGUGGUGAAGAGGUGCUGUCACUGCUGCCUGCUGGGCAGGGCGGCCCAGGCCCAGGGACAGAGCUGUGAGCACAACCUCAUGGUGGGCUACCAGUGCGGGCUGGUGUUCCGCACCUGCUGCGUCAAGGGCCAGGAGGCCUCGGAGCUCAGCCCGGGCCACGUCGCCGAACUCCAGGACACAGCCUUACCUAAGAACCCUGGGACGGAGGAGGACGCGGAGGACCCCUACCUGAAUGACCGCUGCCGAGGCGGAGGGCCCUGCAGACAGCAGUGCCGGGACACGGGGACCGACGUCGUGUGCUCCUGCUUCGUGGGCUACCAGCUGCAGGCGGACGGCGUGUCCUGCGAGGACGUCAACGAGUGCAUCACGGGGACCCACACGUGCCGGCUGGGCGAGUCGUGCAUCAACACGGUGGGCUCCUUCCGCUGCCAGCGCGAGAGCAGCUGCGGCACGGGCUACGAGCUCACAGAGCACAACGACUGCAAAGAUAUUGACGAGUGUGAGACUGGUAUUCAUAACUGCCUCCCCGAUUUUAUCUGUCAGAAUACUCCGGGAUCCUUCCGCUGCAGACCCAAGCUUCAGUGUAAAAGCGGCUUUAUACAAGAUGCUGUAGGGAACUGCAUUGACAUCAACGAGUGCCUGAGCCUCAGUGCCCCCUGCCCCACGGGCCAGACUUGCAUCAACACGGAGGGCUCCUACACCUGCCGGAAGAACGUGCCCACCUGUGGCCGCGGCUACCACCUCAACGAGGAGGGCACUCGCUGCGUGGAUGUGGACGAGUGCUCACCGCCCUCAGAGCCCUGUGGGCCGGGCCACCUCUGCACCAACACCCUUGGGAGCUUCCGCUGCGAGUGCCAGGCCGGCUACUACUUUGACAGCGUCAGCAAGACCUGUGUGGACAUCAACGAGUGUCACCGCUACCCCGGGCGCCUGUGCGGCCACAGGUGCGAGAACACGCUGGGCUCCUACCGCUGCAGCUGCAGCACCGGCUUCCGCCUGGCCGCCGACGGCCGCUCGUGCGAAGACGUGAACGAGUGUAGCAGCAAUCCCUGUGGCCAGGAGUGCGCCAACGUCUACGGCUCCUUCCACUGCUACUGCCGGCGUGGCUACCAGCUCAGCGACGUGGACGGGGUCACCUGCGAGGACAUUGACGAGUGCGCGCUGCCCACCGGGGGCCACAUCUGCUCCCAUCGUUGCGUCAACGUCCCCGGGAGCUUCCAGUGCAGCUGCCCCUCCGAGGGGUACAGGCUGGCCCCCAACGGCCGCAACUGCCAGGACGUGGACGAGUGCGUCGCAGGCGUGCACAACUGCUCCGUCAACGAGACCUGCUUCAACAUUCAGGGCGGCUUCCGCUGCCUGUCCUUCCAGUGCCCCGAGAACUACCGCCGCUCCACAGACACGCUGCGCCAGGCGAGGACGGACGCCGUGCGCUGCAUCAAGUCUUGCCGCCCCCACGACGUGGCCUGCAUGCGGGACCCCGUGCACACCUACUCACACACCGUCGUCUCCCUGCCCACCUUCCGCGAGUUCACCCAGCCCGAAGAAAUCGUCUUCCUGCGGACGCUCACGCCACCGAGCCCCGCCAGCCAGGCCGACGUCAUCUUCUACAUCACCGGCGGGAACCCGCGCGAGACCUUCGACGUCAUCAAGCGCUACGAGGACGGCAUGACCGUGGGGGUCGUCCGCCAGGUCCGGCCCAUCGUCGGCCCGUUCCACACCGUCCUCCAGCUGGAGAUGAACUACGUCGUGGGCGGCACCAUGUCCCAGAGGAACGUCAUCAACGUACACAUCUUCGUCUCCGAGCACUGGUUCUGAGGCCGCCCGCGCUGGGGCCCCCUCGCCCGCCUGUCCCGUGGCCUGCGUCCGGCUGGAACCCAGCCCCCCUCCCGGUCAGCGGUCACUCUCGGCUUCCUCUCUCCGCCCCGUGGGUCUCAGGCCCCGGUGAAGGAGAAGCAGAGAACGACACACACACACCCCAGCCCCACCCAGGGGGCAGCCAGUCCAAAUGCCAGGGGGCCAGUUCGUGCCCCGUCCUACGGAAUUUGACAUUUGGCGCUUUUUUGCCAUCAAUCCUCGUUCCCUAAGCCUCCGGGCAG